Messenger RNA from Brugia pahangi, 1737 nucleotides. Lineage: Eukaryota; Metazoa; Nematoda; Chromadorea; Rhabditida; Onchocercidae. The record is from the annotation of a GenBank genome assembly.
AUGCUUUCUCACCCAAUGAUUAUGGCAGAUUUUGAUGUGUUAUGCGGUACUGAAGAUGAAGUGAAAAAGUGCGAAGCGGGAAAUAUUCGGAACAAGAACGGUAAUCAUCACAUCGUCACAACCCCACCUGAAAAAUGGAAUUAUGACGAUGUUGCUGCAUGGCUUAAUGAACAGGGUUUUGAGAAAUAUGCUAAUAUCAUCGCUUACAGACAUAAGAUUGAUGGUCGUACAUUACUUAUGCUAACAGAAGUCGAUUUACGCGAGAAACCAUUGAAAUUGGAUUGCCUUGGUGAUAUUAAGCGCAUUGCCUUAGCUGUUUCGAGGCUAAGAACUGAUUUGGCGUCUUUAGAAGCGGUGUUGAAACAAUCAAAACGACAUGAGUGUGGUUAUAAUGCGAACGAUCAGGAUAGGGUGGAUACGUCAAAGCUGCAGUUGGCCGUUGCAAGCACGAGGAAUCAAAUAUCAUUUCCUGGUAAUGAUCCCUUACUAAUUGAUUCGAGUGAUCUUAAGAAUUAUGAAGAUCGAUUGGUGCCUACUGCGGGCCCCUAUCCAAAAAUUUUGUCUAAAACAAGGCAAGAUUUGCUAUAUUGUUGCACUACAUACAUUUUUAUUACUCUCUGUGAUGAUUAUGAAACUGCACAGUGUAUAGCUGCAAAUUCGUUAGAUGAGGGGAGAUUAAAACAAAUGCAUCUUCUGAGCAGGGAAGAUUUGAUACGACAGGUGGAAAGCCCCGACACAAAAUUCAAAUCCUUCAUAAAAUUAACUAUUGCUUUUUGUUAUUGUACGUCUUCUUUAUUAAUUACUGCUUUUGUAAUGGUUCUUGUACAUGAUCGUGUACCAGAUAUGAAAACAUAUCCACCUUUGCCAGAUAUCGUACUUGAUAACUUGCCGCUGAUACCAUGGGCUUUUCAAGUUUGUGAAGGAAUAGCAGUUUUUCUGGCAUUACUGUGGUUCACGAUUUUGUUCUUCCAUAAGCAUCGAGUCGUUAUAAUGCGACGUAUGUUCUCGUUGGUUGGAACUGUUUUUUUGUUGCGUUGUGUUACGAUGCUAAUCACAUCCCUAUCUGUUCCAGGUCCACAUUUGGAAUGUCGUUCACAGAGUUAUGGUACAUUCGUCGCAAGGCUUCAGCAAGCCUAUCAUAUCUGGUCACGAUUUGGUAUGUCAAUCCAUGGUGUGCGCUCGUGCGGUGAUUACAUGUUUAGUGGGCAUACAACAGCUAUGACAUUAUUAAACCAUUUCAUUACUGAAUACACACCAGAUUCAUGGCAUAUCUUACAUACAUUUACUUGGGUUUUAAAUCUGUUCGGCAUAUUUUUCAUUUUGGCUGGACACGAACACUACAGUAUUGAUGUAUUCAUCGCAUUCUGCAUCUCAUCUCGAAUGUUUUUAUAUUACCAUGCAUAUGCAUAUCAAUUUAGUUCAGCAAGAAGCGAUAAUCGAAUGAGAUUAUGGUUUCCGCUUGGCUGGUUUUUUGAAGCUGGUGGACAAGGCCGUGUUGCAAAUGAUUUUGACCUUCCCCUUUAUUUUCCUGUAAUAUCGUUUCCUUCAUUCCGGAGAAAUCUGUGUAUGAAAAGCAAGAAAAAAACAGAUUUGGAUAAAAAACCCCUACCAAAGCUUGUUAUAGAUACCUGUGGUAUUUCAACGGAUUGCAGCAAACAUCUUAAAAGACGCAGAAAUAAAAAAAAUGAAACUUCUCUGUGCGAAGGACACGUAACUUUUGGGAAAAUUUUUUCAUAG